This is a messenger RNA of Pyrus x bretschneideri (Chinese white pear), 1434 nucleotides long. RefSeq names its product dnaJ protein ERDJ3B. The record is from RefSeq and is a predicted model, not a curated record. Lineage: Eukaryota; Viridiplantae; Streptophyta; Magnoliopsida; Rosales; Rosaceae. Gene Ontology annotation, biological process: protein folding. Bases 283 to 1338 code for a protein of 351 amino acids. The transcript has 9 exons.
AAGUGAGUUCAACUUUCAUACAGUUUGUUUGGAGAGGAAAUCAAAUCACAACCAACGGACCAACGAACCAACUCAACACUCCAUCCCACGACUUCCCAGGUCUCAGGACUCUCAGGGACUCUCUGGAGGAGGAGGAGGAGGAGGAGGAGGACCCUCGGACCCGCUGUCCGCCGAAGCCAGUCGAGCUACUGUUUCUAUUGUCUCUCAUUGAAUUCAAUCGAACAGAGAGAGUUUGAGUGGUUGGGGGUAGAUCCACCAUCCAAGCCCAGAUCUUUCUUUGCGAUGGCGCACCACAGAACCAAGCUGUUACUUGUGUUCCUCUUCUUCCUCUCCUUCGCUGUCGCCGCCCUCAUUGCGGCCGCAGGGAAGAGCUAUUAUGAAAUACUGCAGGUGCCCAAGGGAGCCUCCGACGAGCAGAUCAAGAGAGCUUACCGGAAGCUCGCCUUGAAGUACCAUCCUGAUAAGAACCCCGGCAACGAAGAGGCCAACAAACGAUUCGCCGACAUUAACAAUGCAUACGAGGUGCUUUCGGAUAGCGAGAAGAGGAACAUAUACGAUAGGUACGGAGAAGAGGGUUUGAAACAGCAUGCAGCUAGUGGAGGCCGAGGUGGCGGCGGCAUGGGAAUGAACAUCAACGACAUUUUUUCCGAGUUUUUUGGUGGUGGACGCCCUACGGAAGAAGAAGAUAGAAUCAUCAAGGGAGAUGAUGUAAUCGUUGAAUUGGAUGCAACAUUGGAAGACCUCUAUAUGGGAGGCUCGUUAAAGGUUUGGAGGGAGAAGAACAUUCUGAAGCCAGCACCAGGCAAGAGACGAUGUAACUGCAGAAAUGAGGUAUAUCACAGGCAAAUUGGUCCAGGGAUGUUCCAACAGAUGACAGAACAGGUCUGUGACCAAUGUUCCAAUGUCAAAUAUGAAAGGGAGGGAUAUUUCGUUACUGUUGAUAUUGAGAAAGGGAUGCCAGAUGGGCAAGAGGUGGUCUUCUAUGAAGAUGGUGAGCCUAUAAUUGAUGGAGAACCUGGAGAUCUAAAAUUCCGCAUCCGCACAGCAGCUCACGACCGGUUCAAAAGGGAAGGCAACAACUUACACACAACUAUCACUAUCACACUGGUUCAAGCUCUUGUUGGCUUUGAGAAGACUAUUAAGCACCUUGAUGAUCAUUUGGUGGACAUUAGCUCAAAGGGAAUUACAAGGCCCAAGGAAGUGAGGAAAUUCAAAGGGGAAGGGAUGCCUUUACAUUUCAGCAACAAGAAAGGAGAUUUGUACGUAACAUUUGAGGUUUUAUUCCCGAACUCGGUAACAGAUGAUCAAAAGACAAAGAUCAAGGCGGUUCUGGGAUAAGUAAGUAGGAAUAGAGGAUAUAUAAUUUUGUUUUUGUUUUGGUAGUUUAAAAUGUUUUCCAAUUGUAACAUGAUGAGAUGAGUAGAGAGACAUUAA